Talaromyces rugulosus is the source of this 735-nucleotide messenger RNA. RefSeq lists its product as uncharacterized. Gene Ontology annotation, cellular component: endoplasmic reticulum membrane. The transcript is spliced from 2 exons. The record is from RefSeq and is a predicted model, not a curated record. Lineage: Eukaryota; Fungi; Ascomycota; Eurotiomycetes; Eurotiales; Trichocomaceae. The coding region runs from base 1 to 735 and encodes 244 amino acids. Gene Ontology annotation, molecular function: dolichyl-phosphate beta-D-mannosyltransferase activity. Gene Ontology annotation, biological process: protein O-linked glycosylation via mannose; GPI anchor biosynthetic process.
AUGGCCUCGAAAAACAAGUACUCCGUCAUCUUGCCGACGUACAAUGAGCGGAAAAACCUACCAAUUAUUUGCUGGCUUAUCGAGAAGACAUUCCGCGAGAAUAAUCUUGACUGGGAAGUCAUCAUCGUAGACGAUGGCUCUCCUGACGGCACCCAAGACAUCGCGAAACAACUUCAGAAAGUCUGGGGCGCAGACCGAAUCGUCCUGAAGCCGCGAGCAGGCAAGCUCGGUCUCGGAACCGCAUACGUCCACGGCCUGCAGUUCGCAAAGGGCAACUUUGUCAUCAUCAUGGACGCUGACUUCAGCCACCACCCCAAAUACAUACCCGAAAUGAUCAAGAUCCAAAAGGACUCCAAUGCAGACAUUGUGACCGGCACGAGAUAUGCGAAGCGCGGCGAACUCAGGGGUGGUGUGUUUGGAUGGGAUUUGAUCCGCAAGUUCACCUCGCGCGGCGCCAACCUCAUUGCCGACGUGAUGUUGAUGCCCGGUGUGAGCGAUUUGACAGGCAGUUUCCGUCUCUACAAGAAGAGCGUGCUGGAAAAGGUUAUCACAAGUACCGAAAGCAAGGGCUACUCUUUCCAAAUGGAGAUGAUGGUUCGUGCCAAAGGUUUGGGCUACAAGGUCGAAGAAUGCCCCAUCACGUUUGUCGAUCGACUUUAUGGUGAUAGCAAGCUCGGAGGUGACGAGAUUGUUGGCUAUCUCAAGGGUGUUUUCUUAUUGUGGCUCAAAGUUUAG